AUGGAACCUGAAAAUGCUCCAUCAGAAGAAGAAGAAUUUGGAAGCGAUAUUGAAGAAGAAGAAUUAAUCCUUAGUGAUCGAGAAGAAGAGGAAGAAGAAGAAGAAUCAGAACCAGAGUCAGAUUGGGGGAUAUCUGAUUCAUGUUAUGAAAGCGAUGACGAUAUUGAUACCGAUGUUUCAAGACGUUUAGUGACACGAGCUGAAGUGAACACGUUGGAUGGCACAAAUAGAGUGUGCGCAAUCUAUUUUUAUUACACACCAACCAACAACAACACUGAAAAAAUUUGUGGACAAUGUAUUGUGAGAGUUAAUGAUUUAUUUUCACGACUGUACGCCGUUCGCGAACAUACCACUGCUAGACACUGGGAUAUCAGAGGUUUAAAAGAUUCGGUGCGCGAUCGUUUUGUGCAAGUGGGUGCCGGGUACAGUGCGGGACUUCGAUGGCGCGAGAUCGAAACGGCGUUCGAAAGCCGUAUUCUAACAGGCGCGGUGAUAAACUCUAAUCACAUCGAGCCUCGCCAAUUCCUCGAAGACGCGAGUGAAAUUGUGCUCGAACGUGUGCGAGAUGUCAUGCAGAGACAUAAUUCUGUAAAAAUAAAUACAGUGUUUAACGAUUUGCAAGAGUGGUACGCGUCGCGCGUCGUCGAGCCAAUCCUGGCAUCGCUGGACGAAUUCCAGGAACAUGAUAGUGGGUGGACGCUAUCGCGUAUCCUCAAUUUGACUAUUAGUGUGAACAAGUACAAUCCUCUGCACGCCGGUUGUGACAUUGAGUUAUCGAAAAAAAUUACGGACAAGAGAGCGAUUGUUAAUGUGCAAUCCCUGGACGAUGCGUGCUUCGCGUGGUCGGUGGUAGCCGCUCUGCACCCGGCUAAAAAGCAUACGGAGCGAACGUCUUCGUAUCCGCACUACUCAUCGGUACUCAAUCUCACGAAUAUCGAGUUUCCGAUGACAUUAAACCAGAUAAAGAGAUUUGAAAAUCUCAAUGACAUCUCAGUCAAUGUUUAUUGCAUCGAGAACGAAAUUCUUCCUCUUCGGCUCUCCGACCGAAAGAGGAGCAAAUGCUUACACUACUUCAGCUGCAAUAAAAAGUUGGAGAUCCACACAGUAGACUGUGGAAAACUUAACGAUUAUGCCAUAAGGCUGCCGAGCGAGGACGACAAGUGGCUCAAGUUCAAGAACAACUGCAGGAAGGAGCGCGUCCCGUUCGUCGUCUACGCAGACCUGGAGUGCGUGCUGGAAAACAUGGACAAGGAUCCGACAUCAUCCACGUACACUUAUCAACGACAUAAGGUUUUUAGUAUAGCGUAUUACGUACACUGCUCGUACGACAGCUUACUGUCGGGUUAUCGUUUUCGACGUGAUAAUAAUUGUAUAGCGUGGUAUGCGGACGAAUUAAAAAAAAUAGCGCAUAGUGUAAAGACUAUAAAUUCUACAAAUGUUCCUAUGACAGAUUUUACGCGAGACGACUGGCAGAAAUUUAAUAGCGCUACGCACUGCCACGUGUGCGAAAAACCGUUCGCGAAAGACGAUUCAUAUAAAUUUCUCGCCUCAAGUUUAGAAAAAUUAGCGUCUUUUCUCAGCAAGGAUAAGCUACGGGUAGUGCAACGUGAAUUUUGUAAUUUAUCUGCAGAAAAUUUCGACUUAUUGACGCGAAAAGGUAUAUUUCCGUACGAGUACAUUGACAGUGUUGAAAAACUGGAUGAUGCAUGCUUACCACCUCGCGAAUCGUUUUACAGUUCAUUGACGGAUAGUACGGUAUCUGAGAGUGAUUACGCGCACGCCUUGAACGUAUGGCAGCGGUUCUCCAUUCGAACCCUCGACAAAUACAGUGACUUAUAUUUAAAAACGGACGUUUUGUUGUUGGCUGACAUUUUUGAGAAUUUUCGAGAUAGUUGCGUUGCGAGUUACGGGCUCGAUCCCGCGUAUUAUUACACCUUACCGGGCUUCACGUGGGAUGCCAUGUUGAAGCAUACAGGUGUAAAAUUUGAACUUCUAACUGACGUCGACAUGGUUCUUUUCAUCGAACGCGGUAUACGUGGCGGUCUGAGCCAGUGUUCAAACAGAUAUGCGCAGGCCAACAACAAGUAUAUGCAAUCAUAUGAUCCGUCGAAACCGUCGACGUACUUGAUGUAUUAUGACGUCAACAACUUGUACGGUUGGGCAAUGUGUCAACCAUUGCCAUACGCCGAUUUUCAAUGGGUCGACGAUGUAGAAAAUUUUGAUGUUACGACCGUCGCGCUCGAUUCACCGACAGGCUAUAUUCUCGAGGUGGACUUGGAGUAUCCGCAACAUCUUCAUGACGUUCACGCGGACCUACCGUUUUGCCCGACGCGCGAGAAACCACCCGGUAAGCGUGAAGACAAGCUCCUCGCAACAUUGUGCGAUAAGCAGCGGUAUGUCAUACAUUAUCGCAACCUGCAUCAAUGUACUCGUCACGGUCUCCGUAUCACAAAGAUCCAUCGCAUACUACGAUUCACACAAUCUCCAUGGCUUCGCGAUUACAUAGAACUAAACACAAAAUUUAGAACUUUGGCUAAGAAUGAUUUCGAGAAAAAUUUAUACAAACUUAUGAAUAACGCGGUUUUUGGUAAAACCAUGGAGAAUGUGCGCGAUCGCGUCGACGUAAAAUUAUUAACAAAAUGGGUGGGGAGAUACGGUGCAGAAGCAAUGAUCGCAAAACCGAAUUUUCACAGUAGUAGCAUUUUUUCAGAAAAUCUGGUCGCGAUAGAAUUGCGUAAACUCGAGGUGAAGUUCGACAAACCGAUAUACGUGGGUAUGUGCAUCCUCGAUAUAUCCAAGACAUGUUUGUAUGAAUUUCACCACGAAUAUAUGGCACCGCUGUUUCGCGAAAAUUGUAAAAUUAUGUAUACCGAUACAGACAGUUUAAUUUAUCAUGUAGAAUGUGACGAUGUAUAUGAAAUUAUAAAACGCGACAUAAAUAGAUUUGACACUAGCGAUUACGCGGUCGACAACGCAUACGGUAUUCCGCUAGUAAAUAAGAAAGUACCGGGUCUUAUGAAAGAUGAGAACAACGGCGCGAUCAUGAGCGAAUUCGUUGGACUUAGAGCGAAAAUGUAUGCUUUACGUGUACAAGGAAAGAAGGAUACGAAGAAAGCGAAAGGUAUCAAGAGCAACGUUGUAGCGCGAUCUAUAACAUUCGAGGAUUACACGCGAUGUCUCAAUGACACAAUCGAGAUGACGCGCAAGCAGUCAUGCAUUAGAUCAAAGUUGCACGAAGUAUACACGAUAUCCGAAACGAAAAUCGCUCUAAGUCCACAUGAUGAUAAAUGA
This is a messenger RNA of Cyphomyrmex costatus, 3291 nucleotides long. RefSeq lists its product as uncharacterized. The transcript has 5 exons. The coding region runs from base 1 to 3291 and encodes 1096 amino acids. Lineage: Eukaryota; Metazoa; Arthropoda; Insecta; Hymenoptera; Formicidae. The record is from RefSeq and is a predicted model, not a curated record.